Messenger RNA from Tripterygium wilfordii, 3391 nucleotides. Its product is annotated as receptor-like serine/threonine-protein kinase NCRK. Gene Ontology annotation, molecular function: protein kinase activity; ATP binding. The transcript is spliced from 12 exons. The record is from RefSeq and is a predicted model, not a curated record. Gene Ontology annotation, biological process: protein phosphorylation. Bases 1112 to 3010 code for a protein of 632 amino acids. Lineage: Eukaryota; Viridiplantae; Streptophyta; Magnoliopsida; Celastrales; Celastraceae.
UCUUUUUAUCGUGACGGUGACGUGGCGGCCUUUGGCCGAUUCUUCUAUAUUUUAGUAAUUUUCUAUUUUAAUUAGAGAUUUAAUUAAAGAUUAGACGGAGUGAUCGUCAUUGGGUUUGAUUAGAUUCUUCUACUCGAUGCGUGAAAAUUUUUAAGCCGUUGAUCCUAAAGGGGUCCUCAUCAUGAUUGAACUCCGAUUAGCGAGGGCCCACUAUAUCCGUCCAUUACCGACAGCCGACACGCCCUAAGUGGGUCCCGUUUGGAGCGCAGCGUUGAAACUUCUCUUUUAUAGAACGUCUUUGUUGCAGAGCCAAAUGUAUACGUCUUUGAACUUUGAAGCCAAGUCUUUACUGUUGCCCCUCUAUAUUUAUUCUUUAUUUCUAUAUUUUAAUCUCAGAAGUCUCCAUUUUUAAGCAUGACCCCCCCAUAACUAAAUUGUCUUUUUCUUUCCCUAAUAAUGUGAUUAGCCACUGUAAUGUAAGAGAUUAUAAAGUUUCACGGUUGAGAAGUCUUUUUCGGGGUUGAGUAAAGAUUGCUUUCAAAAAGACGGGGAUGACAAGAUUUAGAUUGUAUUCUAUUUACAUUCUCUUCAUUUCUACUUUUGUGUAUUUCCCACUAUUCAAGUUUCUUUCUUUCCCUAGAUGGAUGCUGUCUCCUUUUGCUUGUUAUUGGCUUGCCAAGUGUAAUGACUAUCCAUCACUCUUAGAACAUCUGAUUAUGUUUUCCUUGGCUUAGCUUUCGUUUAACUUCCUUGUCUGAAGUUGGAAGGUUGAACUUAUAUCACAUAGGUCAUCUUUACACGCAUUUCAUCUAUUCUUCAGUUAACUGAGUGCCCAAGACUUAAUACCAUCGAUCUGUAGUUCUGUACUGAUUUGCUUCUGAGGUUAUGGGAGUUAAAUUGAGGAUGUCACUAGUCAAUUGAUUAGUCCCCUCAUCAUCAGAGUCUUUGCUCCAGAAGUGGGCUACAUGAAUUCAUAAGAGAAAUCAGUUGGAAUCCACUAAUUGCAUUCUUCUUGUUCGCCGUAUCUGUGUGCGGAUUGAUACGAUGCAUCAAGGACUCUCAAAGAGUAGACUUCUGCUCUAUAUCUAAUAAAGCCUUUAAUUUGGAGUAGAUGAAUCUCCAAGCGAAAGCUUCCCUUGCUUGUCUCAUUGGCUUUAUAUUAGUGCUGCCAACAUUUUGCGAUGAACUUUACAAUGCAUCAGGCACAAACAAUUGGACUUGUACAUGUUCAUCCUCAAAUCAAGGAAAUCAGAGUUAUCUUCAUGCUUCCAACUGUUCGACAUCCUGUGAUUGCAGUCCAGAACGAGGACCUAUUGAAGGUGUGUGGAGAUGCAUGUGUGCUGCUGAUGGAUUUCCUAAAGUAGCUGCUGACAGUCAUGAAGCGACCUGUUUUACCUCCUGCAACUGCACUUCUGGGUUUCCUAGUGAUUCAAAACCUCCAAGAAAGCACAUCUCAAGCAAAGUUGUUGUGAUUAUUCUGCUACUAUGUGUGAUACUCACAACACUUGCAUUUCUUGCUUCAGUAAUAUGCUAUGUCUAUCGAAAGGAGAAGUUCCCCAACCUGCCUCCGUUGUUUUCAUCAGUGGGAGAAACCAGUUGGAAUAGUGCUACCAACUUAAUAAGUCGUACAAAUUAUUCAUUCCCAGAAACUAUAGUCAGUAUCGGUUCUCCGAUUAAUCCAAUUGCAGGGUGUUUUGGCCGUGCUUUUUUAUGUCGGAGUGAAACAGGGACUAUAUGCGGUACUUUUGUUAGAUUUCCAUACUCUGUGUUGGAAAAUGCUACAGAUAAGUUCUCCAAUUCCAAUCUUAUAGGAGUUGGAGGAAGCAGCUACGUAUAUCGUGGUCAGCUAAAUGAUGGUAUGAGUGUGGCAGUCAAGCGUCUAAUGACUCAGGCAGGGCCUGAUGCAGACUCUGUCUUUACGACUGAGGUGGAAUUGUUAUCGAGACUCCAUCAUUGUCAUGUGGUGCCUUUGCUUGGUUACUGCUUAGAAUUCCAAGGGAAACAUGCUGAGAGACUACUUGUUUUCGAGUACAUGCCUAAUGGUAAUCUAAGGGAUUGUUUGGAUGGGGUUUCAGGGGAAGACAUUAACUGGGAUACUCGUGUUGCAAUUUCCAUUGGGGUUGCAAGGGGUUUAGAAUACCUCCAUGAUGCUGCUGCUCCAAGAAUUUUGCACAGAGACAUCAAAUCCACCAAUAUUCUUCUGGAUGAGAAUUGGAGGGCAAAAAUAACUGAUCUUGGUAUGGCCAAACCUUUAAGAGCUGAUGGUGUUCCUAGCAGUUCAAGUUCACCAGCAAGAAUGCAAGGCACUUUUGGCUAUUUUGCACCAGAGUAUGCAAUGGUUGGAAGAGCCUCACUUAUGUCGGAUGUUUUCAGUUUUGGGGUAAUUCUUCUCGAGCUUAUCACCGGUCGGAAACCGAUCUACAAGUUGGCAAAUAAAGGAGAGGAGAGUCUUGUCUUAUGGGCUAUGCCUCAUUUACAGGACAGCAGGCAGGUGAUAUUGGACCUUCCUGACCCACGUUUAAAAGGUAAUUUCCUGGAAGAAGAUAUGCAAAUAAUGGCUUACCUUGCGAAGGAGUGCCUGCUCUUGGAUCCUGAUGCUAGACCGACCAUGAGUGAGGUUGUACAGAUUCUCUCAACUAUUGCACCAGAUAAAUCUAGAAGGAGAAACAUUCCUGUAAACCAUUUUCAGAUGUCAUCAGCUGAUAGUAUGAAAAGUGAACCACAAAGAGAAACACCAGCUGAUAUAGCUGAGCUCACUGCUGGUACAGCACAGCAGAGACAAGCUGUGUCGAGUGGAUGCUCAGCUGCCCAGGAUUUGCUGCCCGUAGAUACUAAAUAUACUUUAUGUCUCGAUGGCAAUAAUGUGGAACCAGAUGGUGUUCCAACCGAGUAUAUGGAGAGGGUGACCGUUAUGCGUUCAAAAACCGAGAGUUGGUGUGCACUGGAUGAUGAAAUAGUAGACUUAACUGAGCCUCGGUAUGAAUCGUUCAGUGUGGCAAAUGUUAAUUAGUCCCCCUGACAAAAGGACUGGUUGGAGUAACCAAAACCAUUUGAUCCAAAUUACAAGAGCUUUUGGCGCACACGUUUAGUUUCUGUGCAGUCAUAGCUUUUCAAGCACGAGAAGAAGAGUGUCCUAAGAAGGGAACGAAGCAUGCUUCUUUUUUUUUGUUUCCCACCCUGUUUUAAGAGUUUUGGUUACAACAAUAGAUGAUCUCGUAGUUUGAUCACGAGACUGCCUUCCCCCCAAUAUUGAAUUCAUUGUUUUUCAAUGUACAGAAGAUUAGUAAAUUAUUCAUGGUGUAUUUCGCAUGGUAACGGUUUUUUUUCAAUAGGGAAGGCACCUCAGCUGUGAAAAGUUUCUGGGUAAUAAAAUCAAUUUUGUUUGUUUGUA